This is a messenger RNA of Lepidothrix coronata (blue-crowned manakin), 2294 nucleotides long. RefSeq names its product zinc finger protein 41-like. NCBI's taxonomy places the organism in Eukaryota, Metazoa, Chordata, Aves, Passeriformes, Pipridae. The transcript is spliced from 2 exons. Gene Ontology annotation, biological process: regulation of transcription by RNA polymerase II. Gene Ontology annotation, molecular function: DNA-binding transcription factor activity, RNA polymerase II-specific; RNA polymerase II cis-regulatory region sequence-specific DNA binding. The record is from RefSeq and is a predicted model, not a curated record. The coding region runs from base 16 to 930 and encodes 304 amino acids.
ACUACUACUAAUUUGAUGAGUAAAUUACUCAACUACUACUACUUAUUUAUUACAGGGGGGACCCCCCUAAUCCUAGAGAGCAGAGAGGGGGAACUCCUGGGAGGGGAUUUUGGGCUGAAUGUUGGUGUUUUGGAAGUUUUUAUGGACACAAGAUGCCCGGUGAGUUCUAGAGCUGGACCUGGGCAGGAGGAACCCCCAAGGCAACGUGCUCACCCCUUGUUUUUCCCUCCCCAGCAGGAUUUCUGCUUCCCAAAGCUUGGGUGGAUGGAGGAGGAGGCUGCGAGGAAGAGGAAGAUGCCGCGGGCCCCCCAGGCAGGCCCUGAGGUGAGGCCGGAGACCGCGGAGGACAAAUCCCCCCGGCAGAGCCUGGUGGGAGAGGCUGUUUUGAAGGGCUCCCCGGCGCAGGAAGGCAGCGGGGAGGAAAAGGGACGGAGAUGCCCUCGGAGGAGGGGCUCCAAAGCCAGCCCAGGGGUCUCUGAGGAGGAAAGAGCCAGCGUGUGCCAGGAAGGUGGCCGGAGCUUGAGGCGGAGCUGCGAGCUGGUGGUCCCUGAGCAUCCUCCCAGCAGGGAAAAGCCCUUCAGGUGCUUGGAAUGUGGGAAGAGCUUCAGCAACAGCACCAACCUCCUCAAGCACCAGCACAUCCACACUGGGGAACGGCCUUACACGUGUGGGGAAUGUGGGAAGAGCUUCAGGGACCGCUCCACCCUUCAUCGCCACCAGAUGAUCCACACUGGAGAACGGCCCUACGAAUGCUUGGAGUGUGGGAAGAGCUUCAGAGACAGCUCCACUCUCCUCACCCACCAGCACAUCCACACUGGGGAACGGCCCUACACAUGUAGGGAAUGUGGGAAGAGCUUCAGGAGCAGGUCUGCUCUCUGCACCCACCGUCGCAUCCACACCAGGGAGGGGCCCCAACGGACCCACCGGUAAUGGAAGCCCUGAGUGCCCCGACUGCGGGAAGAGCUUUGGCUGCUGCUCCAACUCCAUCAGCCAUCGGUGGACCCGUGUUGGAUGAUCCACAGGGACCCAUGUUGGGCACAGACCUGGUGACCAACAUUCCUGGUGACCCCUGUUUAGCAGAGACCUGGUGCUAGAAUAGAGUUCAAACCUGGAAGAAGAAUAAGGACUGGCACAUCUGAUGAGAAGGAGAAGACUCCAGUUCCCGGAUAACAUGAAGGUCAGGAUGGUCUCCCCAAAGAAAAACCCUGAGAGACACCUGGUGUGAAAGGAUGUACUGAGGGAUGGGGCCAGUGAAGGUCCCACAGCCUUUCUUCACAACCAUCCUGGAGGGUGGGAAUAGGGAACCUUUUUGAUCUCUGUUAUUUAUUUGUCAAGAAAGAAUAGAUGCCUGUCACGCUACCCCAAAUUUACCUUUGUGACUAAAGUAACUCAAAACUCCACCUAAACCUGAAAAAUAGUCUAAAAAGAAGUCAAGGCUAAGGAGAAAUGGAAGGAAGAUUUGCAUUGAAAGUGCUGGAUGGGCUGAGGGGCUGAUCCUGCCUUCCCUUCCCCUUUCAGGUGGCUCAUGGGGUGAGAAAUUUAAAGUUCUGCAUGCUGAUUUAUUGCUUUUACAGAAUUGGAGUUUGCUUUUGCUUCCCAGUGUUUUAGUAGAUUGCUGGUUUGGUUUAGAGUUUGUGCUUUGGUUGCUUUGUGGUGUUCUUGCUGUGUUUGAAGUGUGUUUUUGUAGCCAGAGCCUCUCAGUGAGGACUACAAGCUUUUCUGAGCUCGUCAGGGUUUGUAUUGAUAGAGUGCUAUUGGGUGAGCUGCUGCAGGGAUUCCUUUGUGAAGGUGCUGCCAGUUUGUGGGCAGUGGAAUAAGUGGUGGGAGAUUGUGCUGAGGGAGUUUCCCUGUCCCUGGGAAGUGGCAGUGCUCGAAAAGGGUGAUGGAAUCCCCUGCCCUUGGGAAUGUGUUUGGGGCAGAGUUGGUGUGGGGAACAGCCGAGAGCCCAGACUGGACUGAUAUGGUUUUGGCUUCCCUGGGGCACUAAUAGGCAAAUAGACCUUUGAAGAGUGGGGUAAAUGUCCUCUGACCCUCUGUUUUCCAUGCCCCCCCCCGGGUUGAACCCCCCCUUAAAGUGGUGGUCGAGGUACAUCCUUAAAUGCCCUCAUUAAAGCCUGGGGGACAAACGUGGUUCAGUCACCCCUCUAGAAUUGAUCUAAAUUUCAGCUGUUGGCACAAUGCAAGGCUGAGAUUGGAUCCAGCAGCCCCCAGCACCCAGAGUAAGUUGGGAUCUCAGGGGGACCACCCCCUUUUCCCAACCCUCCAGUGUCCAAAGACCCCCAUAAGACCGUCCA